ACCUUGCAGGGCGCUCGGUUGCUAAGGAGAGCUGCUCUCACUUGGAUCGGAACCAAAAUGGACGCCACAGCGAAACCCCUGCGAAUCCCCCCUGAGAUGGCUGUGUAUGCCGAGGAGCACAAGGUGUUCGACAUCAUCCAGAAAAUGGUGGAGAGACUUCUAGUAGACAGACCAGAAAACACUAUUCAAUACCUGAUAGAUCACCUGCGCAAUGAUAAUGAUGAAGUGCCAAGAAUUUUUGCUCUGGGUCCCCCUGCAUCAGGAAAACACACUAUGGCAAAGCUGCUCUGUAAGCGCCUGAAUGCCACUCACAUCACUCUAGAGAAUUUGUUGUCAAAUGAUGUGUCUGCGCUGGUGAAAGAAGCUCAUUCCUACAAAGAUAAAGGCCAGGACAUCCCAAAUGAGCUGUGGGACAAACUUAUUCAAGAACGACUGUCUAAAGUGGAUUGCGUAAAACGAGGUUGGAUUUUGGAAGGAUUCCCACGAACACGUGAACAAGCAUUACUGCUGCAGAUGAAUGGAAGUAUUCCCGAUCAUGUUGUGGUUUUAGAUGCUCCCGAUAUUGUCCUGAUUGAGAGGAACAUGGGAAAAAGGAUUGACCGCAGAAACGGAGAGAUCUACCACACUACCUUCGAUUGGCCUGAUGACCCAGAAAUACAAGACAAUUUGGUGGAACCCGAAGGAAUAUCAGAGGAAGAGACAGGGCAGGCAUUACUAGUGUACCGCAGGAAUAUACCUGGAAUACUGCGUACAUACCUGAAAGUACACAAAAAGAUUAACGCUGACCAACCUUGCAUGGAUGUGUUUUCACAAGUUUUGACUUUUGUGCUAAGCAAACCAAGGUCCGUGGCCCCUUACACGCCUCGCGUCUUGCUCUACGGACCCCCAGGCAGUGGACGUGGCCUUCAGGCAUCAUUGCUGUCACAGAAGUAUGGCCUGGUCAAUAUUUGCUGUGGCCAAUUGCUGAAGGAAGCUGUUGCAAAUGAAAGUAAAUAUGAAGAAUUAAUCGGUCCAUACAUUGAGAACUCUCAGCAAGCUCCAAAUAACAUUGUACUGAAGAUCCUGAUCGAGAGGCUCAGCAGACUAGAUUCCGCUAUGAACGGGUGGGUUCUGCAUGGCUUCCCAAGAGACACUGAGCAGGCAAGUCUGCUGAACGAUGCUGGAUUCAUGCCCAACAGAGUUUUGUUCCUGGACAUCCUAGACUUCACUGCCAUAGAGCGCCUGUCUUACCGUAUGACAGAUCCUGUCUCAGGAGAGAGGUAUCACAGCAUCUACAAACCAGCUCCUGGUGUGGACGUACAUCAGCGACUGCAGCAGAAUCAGAAGGACUCUGAAGAUCAGGUUCAGGCGCGGCUGGAAAUGUAUCAUGCCAAUGCCGAGGAUCUGGAGGAGUUUUAUCAAGAUGUCAUUCAUGUUAACGCUGAUCAAGACCCAUACACGGUCUUUGAGUUCAUCGAAAGCUGCAUUAUCAAACCCCUUCCCAAGAGCGUCCCUGGGGAUCCCGCGUCUCCCUAAUCACUCUCAGCAGAUACAGCACAAUCUAUUAGACUGGAUCGGCAAGCCAUGUCAUAAAGGCUAUUUUAUUCCGCCGUAGAGAGAAAUGUCAGAUUCCUUUUUCACUUAACCUUCUGAGUGCCAGAAAGUGACACAUCAUCCUGUCGCAGUGACAGGGGAAUUGACUGCUGCUCACUCUCUUUCCCAGCAACUCACAUCUUUUAUUCACAUCUAACAAGGCCUAGUGCAAAGACCCAAAAAUAAAAUAUUUUAUCAUUUUA
This is a messenger RNA of Pelobates fuscus (common spadefoot toad), 1775 nucleotides long. It is a transcript of the gene AK8, whose product is annotated as adenylate kinase 8. Gene Ontology annotation, molecular function: nucleoside diphosphate kinase activity; ATP binding; AMP kinase activity. Bases 58 to 1515 code for a protein of 485 amino acids. The record is from RefSeq and is a predicted model, not a curated record. The transcript has 13 exons. Gene Ontology annotation, biological process: nucleobase-containing compound metabolic process. Gene Ontology annotation, cellular component: cytoplasm. Lineage: Eukaryota; Metazoa; Chordata; Amphibia; Anura; Pelobatidae.